Acinonyx jubatus (cheetah) is the source of this 4251-nucleotide messenger RNA. It is a transcript of the gene ZNF597, whose product is annotated as zinc finger protein 597. Gene Ontology annotation, cellular component: nucleus. Gene Ontology annotation, biological process: negative regulation of transcription by RNA polymerase II. Lineage: Eukaryota; Metazoa; Chordata; Mammalia; Carnivora; Felidae. The coding region runs from base 401 to 1642 and encodes 413 amino acids. Gene Ontology annotation, molecular function: DNA-binding transcription repressor activity, RNA polymerase II-specific; RNA polymerase II cis-regulatory region sequence-specific DNA binding. The transcript is spliced from 3 exons. The record is from RefSeq and is a predicted model, not a curated record.
ACGGCAGAGUUUCGAAAACGCAAGGGGGCGUGCCGUUUCCGGAGGCUUUCCCGGCAGCUCCCACGUAAAGGAGCGUGGGAAUCUAGCAGUGCCUCGGGCUCUAGGUCUGGAGAGUCAGUGGGGCGUCGGCCUCUGCUCCUUCUCUCCGGGUACGGGAGAUUGUCUAGGAUCGUUAGUCUCACAGCGGUAGGUGGCACCUGGCCGGCCCGGGAUCGGCCCCUCCGAGGCUGAGCCACGAAGAGCGGUCGGCUCAGGUUUUAAAGGGGUUGGAAAAGCGAGGGAGCCCUGGGAGUGCAGGCAAUUGGCCCCUCUGGGGGUUAUUCUCUCUCCUCCCGGAUCUGUCCCGAAGUCAGUGUGUCGACUUGAGGAAGGCAUUCCCCUCCCCCACCCCCACCCCGAGAUGGAGUCCACGCUCCCGACAACCGGGGCCCAGGGACCGAUGCUGUUUGAGGAUCUGGCUGUGUUUUUUUCUCAAGAGGAGUGUGUGUGUCUGCACUCUGUCCAGAGGUCCCUCAGCAGAGACACUACACAGGAGUGUUUCGAGGAGAUGGCCUUGAUGGGAGGGAAAGGCAAGACUGAGAUUACUCAGCAGUUAAAUCUAGACUCUAUGGGAGUUGAGGAACUGGCCCCAGAAAACUCCUCCAUUGCUGUGCCCCUUGUCUAUUACCCAGAAAAAUCUUCUGAGACUGGAGGUGGAGACCCUGAAAGGAAAGUAUCAGGUGGAACUCCUGCUUGCAAGAAAAGGUUCAUAAGCCUAUUAGUUACCAUCGAAAACCAUACCCCAUUAAUAGACCCACCUCAAUGUCUAGAAACUACAGCACUUUCUGAAAUUCUUGAAUUUUCUGGGGAAGAAGCCAAAAAUUUGUAUAAGUGUCCUGAAUGUGACCAAAGCUUCAGUGAUAAUUCAUACCUUGUCUUGCAUCAGAAAACUCAUUCAGGAGAGAAGAAGUAUAAACGUGGUGACUGUGGCAAGAUUUUCAAUCACAGAGCUAACCUGAAGACACACAGGAGAAGCCAUGCUGGUGAGAAGCCUUAUAAGUGUGCUGAGUGCGGCAGCAGCUUCCGCCAGCACUCACAUCUGUCUCGUCACAUGAAUAGCCACGUAAAGGAGACGCCCCACGCAUGUGGCAUCUGUGGGAGAGGUUCUUUGUGGCCCCCAGGGUUGGCACAGCAUCAGAAAACCCACGCUGCCAAAAAAGCCUAUGAAUGUACCGACUGUUGUAAAGGUUUCGGUCAGAAGACAAAUCUUGCUUUGCGUGAGGAAACGCACACAUCAGCCACCCAGUACCCGUGCACUCAGUGUGUGAAGUGCUUUGGACAGCCCUCACACUCUGUCCUCCCCGAGCAGGGCCAUGAGGAUGACUGUGAGGACGACGCCGAACACUGCGGUGACUGCAGAGAAAAUUUGCUUUUGUUCUCAAAAUUCAAACCCUUAAAAUGUCCUGAGUGCGCAGUGACCUUCCUCCGUGUCUCUGAGCUUAUUUCCCAUCAGAGCAUUCACAGAGGGGAAAAGCCCCAUAAAUGUAAAACAUGUACAAAGAGCUUUAUUUUGGACUCAGAGCUCGCAUGCCACCAGAAGAGCCACACAGGAGAGGAGCCUUUUAAACGUACCACGUGUGGGAAAAAGUUUCAGGUUGAAUAGACAUCUCGUUAUUCAUCAGCAAACCCAUAAGAAAACCACCAUGUAAAUAUAGCCAGUUUGCAUUCCUACUCUGCUUUUCCAUUAUCUGUACUGAAAACCAGGGAGGAGUUGUCCUUUAUAUGCCAGACACAUGACACACAUUCCGUGCCCUGCACCCCAACCUUGCUUUGGGCACUGUGAUUUCUACUUUAUAACCGAGGAAGCAUAAUCAUUGUCACAGCCAGUGAAUGAAGCCAGGAUUCAGUAACUCACUCACUGUUCAGAUACCAUUAGGAUGAGCCAGAUAAUGAUACAGAACUUUUUUUAAAUUCAGUUUUCAUUAAACUGAAAGUUUUGCUGGAGUUGUUUUAAUUUUGUUACAUGGUUUGUAAGUUAACUUCUGGAAGGAGAAGAAUUUUGUUUUAUUUUUUGCCAGUUCUGCAGAUCUCGUAUCUAGGAAAGUAAUGCAUCUCUGUGUUACGCUUUUUUUGACUAUAACUAUCUGAAUGUAACAUUUGUUCUGAGAGCCGAUAUUUCACUUGCUAGUUUCUGAAGUGGUUUGGAAGCUUGUAUUUCUGGUGUGGAAAGUUCCCAAAUAGGUGGACAGGUUGGUGUUAUGAUGCCGAUUAGUAUCUUUGGAGUUCCCAUUCUGAGAUCUGAUGCCACUGGCCUUUCUGACUCAUUUGCAAGGAAUUUUGACAGUCUGACUGUAGCCCUUUCUGGUGCCUGGACUUGAGUGAAAGUUACUUGCUUCCCUCUGAAAGGAUUUACCUCUAAGUCUCUACCAAAGCACAUUACCUGCCUUUCUAUGAGUAAUAGUAACUGGUGUUUAGUGAACCUGGUAUAUUAUCUAAUUUAAUCUGCAGGAUAAAUCUGACAGAGAAAGGGCUAUCCUUGUUUCAUAAAUGAGGUAACUGAAGCCCACAGAGGGUAAAGUCAAAGUCAGUAUGUUGCCCAAGACGAAAAUAGCAAUGUACUGAAGCCGGCAUUUAACCUUGGGUCCCUCUGACGGUAAAGGUUGUGCAUUCUUCAAUUUUGUUGUGUGUUGGCUUUGUGUUGGGGCCGCAAGCCACCAGGGAGGCCGAGCUGGGUGGAUGAGAGCGGUCAUCAUGGAGGCUACCCCGUGCACAUGCAUCCUAGAACCCCUCCACUGCCCUGUGCUUUAUCCCAAGCCUGACUUACAUGUAUGGUUAUAAAGCAAAAGAAAGAUUCCCCAAGACUUCCAGUUCAAAUUCCCAUCCCUGUGACCAGAUCAGAGACUGCAGACUCUACAGAGUACAGUCCUUAUGGUUUUAGUUGGGUUUUGGUUUAAAAAACAAAAUGCCCUCUUCAUCUCCAAAGAAAAAUACAUACAGAAAACGCUUAAGAGUUUCACCAAACUACCUGACACCAUGUAAGUCUUUAGAUACUGCCAUUACAUAUAAAUAUUGGAGCAAGAUACUCUUAAAUGGGUUGGUCAUUCAUGUUAAAGAAUCAGGGAAUCUUGUAAAGAUACAUUCAUACACGAUUUCUCUUUAAAGAAAAACUGUGUACCUAUCAGCAAAGCUGUUUUUAAAUGGACUUUCGAUCAGGAUGUGAGAAUGGUCUUACUCUACUUAAACAGUAUAGAAGUAUGGCAUUGACUAAAAUGGGGUUGUCACUGGGAAACUGCAUGAGCAAUAGUACGCCUCUUUAGGCAAGUAGUACUUGGAAGAUGUGGUUUUUCUACAGGACAGCAGGUUGAGAACUGAAUAUACAAAAUGAUGGAGGCUGCUGCUCUAAGCCCUUAACACUGUGCAGAGGCAAGAAACUAUUCCUGGGGAGUAAGGGAAAUGGAGACCCCAACCCAGCUCACUCCUAACUCCCUUUUUGUUGGUCUUGUUUCUUGUUGGCAGCUCCACAGUUGAGACCCUGUGAUCUGAAUGUCAGGGUCACGUUUGACUCUCUGUUUUGGAUGUCUCCACUCAAUACGAGACACCAGUCUGCUGCGGCUUUCGGAUCUUAAAUUAAAAAGUGAAGUUAUCUGCAGGGUUUUCUUCAGCAAGUCUCUGGGGAGCUUAGAAUUGUGUAGAAAGAUGGUCUCUAGUUGGAUUUCUUAUCAGCCAACUUUGGGAUGUACUUUGCUAAACACCAGAAAGUAAUAUCUGCCAGCUCCCCUGCUUCCGCCUUUGGUGGGAGCAUUAUCACGUAUUAGGGGCUCUCCUGUUUCAGCCGAAUGAACAGGGUUGCAGGGUGGGGAAUGAAACUGGGAAAGAAGCCCCUGCUUGCAGAGUUGCUGCAGAAAGAAGUAGGGAAUGCUAUCUUAGAAGGCACUUGUGCAGAAUGGGGCUGACAUAGGACAUGGAAGCUGUCAUCCUUUCCUUUGCUCCUAAGACAGUAUGGGGGAGGGUAAGCCUUUAUGCUGUAAGUGCUGUUCUGCACCUCACUGUGGGAAGUCACCUUUCCAGAUGAGGCUUCCUUCACAAUUAAAUUCAGGUUUUACAUUUUUCUUUAUUCUCUAGAUUUUGUAAGAUUAUGUCAAGCCUCCAUAAUUGAUAAGAAAAAUAGCAUUUUUAUAAAGACAUUAACAUACACAGAAGUGUAAUUAAAAUGCCUUUGUGGUGUAGUAACCAUUGCUAACGACCAGUAUGUAGAAAAAAAAAAAAGAAAAA